AGCAAUGGACGAAAAAAAGACUACAGCAAUGGUUUUAAUAGACCUGAGUAAAGCCUUUGAUAGCAAUUGCCAUGAAAGACUACUCCAAAAGCUCCAAAAUUUGGGCGCUUCUUCCUCUAGCGUUGAUUGGUUUCAGAGUUAUCUAUCCGAUAGAUAUCAAGUCACACGCAUUGGUCAAUCUACGUCAACUUCUUUACUGGUGAAACAUGGAGACCCACAAGGCUCCAUCUUGGGUCCACUGCUGUUUACAAUAUACAUGAACGAUUUACCCAAAGUUGUUUCGAAUUGUAACGUAGAAUCAUAUGUUGACGACACAAAGACGUUUAUAUCAUUUUCCUUAUCAGAAGCCGACCUUGACCUGUCAAGCCUUUCCCAAGAUCUCAGAAAUAUAGCAGAAUGGUGCUGUUCCAAUAAGCUUCUAAUAAAUCCCACGAAGACAGUGUUUAUGAUAUUUGGAAUGGAGAAAUCGAUAAAGAAUCUGCCAAACUUAUCAAUUCCUUUUCUAGGAAAAAUAUUAACACCUGUCACA
Molecule: messenger RNA, 529 nt
Organism: Paramuricea clavata
Lineage: Eukaryota; Metazoa; Cnidaria; Anthozoa; Malacalcyonacea; Plexauridae
Source: the annotation of a GenBank genome assembly